CAACUUUUCCUCUUCAGACAUGUCUGAUUCUGCUCCUGCAACCACCCCCAUUGCCUUGGGCGAUUUGUCCAAGUUGGCUGUUCCAACUUUGCCUGGUGUCACCGUUUCAGCUCCUAAACCUGCCGGUCUCUGGUCCUCGAACCCAGUUUUCUCCUACUUGAACGAUGUCUACAUCACAAUUAGCGAACACAGAAAGUCUCUUGGCUUGACCAACCCAGGAACCAUCGAAAACUUGAACAAGGAAGUUACUCGUGAUGUAUUUUUGAACCAAUACUUCUUUACUGGUUUAAGAGCUGACUUGAAUAAGGCCUUCUCCAUGUCUCCAGCUUUCCAAACUUCGCACACUUUGUCCAUUGGCUCCAACGUCUUGCCUCCCUACGCAUUCUCGGCUUUGUUCGCCACCGACGACUACUUUGUCCAAGGAAACAUCGACAACGAGAUGUCUUUCUCCGGUAGAAUCAACUACGGCUGGGACAAGCACAACAUUUCUAAGGUUACUUUGCAAUUGGCCCACGGCCAACCUUCCAUGAUCCAGUUGGAACAAGACUACCAGGCUAACGAUUUUUCCAUCAACUUGAAGACAUUGAAUCCCUCGUUGUUGUACGGUGGUUUCAGCGGUGUAGCUGUCGGUUCCUUGUUGCAAUCCUUGACUUCUAAAUUCGCUGUGGGUUUGGAAGCCAUGUACUCUAAGCAGGCAGGUCCAUCUCCUCCAGAAUCGGCUGUAUCAUAUGUAGCUCGUUACAAUGCUGGAAACUGGAUCGCAUCGGCUCAAGUUCAAGCCCAGGGUGCCUUCAUUGCUUCAUUCUGGAGAAAGGUCUCUGACAAAGUUGAAGCUGGUAUAGAAUCCCAAAUCGCUGCUACUUUCAAACAAGUCACCGAUCCUUUGAUGGGUACACCUAUUGGAUUUGAACCUGUUUUCGAGGGCCAGACCACUAUUGGUGCCAAGUAUGAAUACCGUUCUGCCGUUUUCAGAGGUCAAUUGGAUUCCAACGGUAAGGUCUCUGCCUUCUUGGAAAAGAGAGUUUUGCCUACUGUCUCUUUAUUGUUCUCUGGAGAAAUUGACCACUCCAAGCAACUGUCGCAGUUGGGUUUGGGCUUGCAAUUCGAGGCUGCCGGUAACGAACAGUUGAUGUUGAUGCAACAGGGCUUGGUUGACGCCAACGGAAACCCUGUGCCAGGUGCUCCACAACCAUAAAUGCCUAAAUCACCAUAAAAGCUUAAUAGACACAACAAUAAUCAUGAUGAAUCAUAUGCUGGAUUGAAUAUGAAUCUGGAAUAUCCAAUACUUACCACCCAGGGCUUCUGCUCUCAUUCUCACCAUGUUCAUACUAUAACCAUGGGUGUUCCAGGGUCGUAGUCCCAGCUUCUCAUUAUCAUUUCAAAAUUAAUACGUCUAUUUGUUUAUGAUUUUUUAAUGAUCUUGAAUGAGAAUCUUAUAUAAAAUGCACAACUUCUUUGUAUAUAUUAAUAUAAAACUUUACAGCGUAUG
Molecule: messenger RNA, 1489 nt
Organism: Scheffersomyces stipitis CBS 6054
Lineage: Eukaryota; Fungi; Ascomycota; Pichiomycetes; Serinales; Debaryomycetaceae
Gene: TOM40
Product: Tom40p
Exons: 1
Coding region: 20-1195 (391 amino acids)
Biological process (GO): protein import into mitochondrial matrix
Cellular component (GO): mitochondrial outer membrane translocase complex; mitochondrial outer membrane
Molecular function (GO): transmembrane protein transporter activity
Source: RefSeq, a predicted model, not a curated record